UAUAUGAAAUUAUUCAGUCGCAGAAAUCGUGUCCUCCCGUUUUUAAGGGACUCAAUAAUUUCAUAUAAGACAGCCAUCAGCAACUAAUAUUUUAAAUUUAGUAGUUUAGUGAUGAGGUUGAUAAUUUGGCCCGAAUAUUAUUAGGUUUUUAACUGAUAAUAGGAAGAAAGCAAAUUGAGUCACCCGAACAGACUGGUCAUCCCCAUAUAUAUAUAGAUCAAAAAGAUUCUCCUUUAAUUUUGCAUUUCGGCACCUGACAAAAUUUCUCAAAACUAUUUCAUUUAGUUUAUUUUCAAUUUUUUUCUUCACUAGCAUUAAUGCUAAUAAAAAUUGAAAUAGCGAUUUUUUUGUAGAAAAUUUUAUUAAAUUUGAUUUUAGGCAUCGAAGAACAUUCUCCUAAUGCUUAUGAACUUGAUACAACUAAUUUAUCAUUAUGACAUGAAAAUGUUGAACAAUAAGCUGAAGCUGUCAUUUAUGCUUUUCUAAAAGUAAACAUAUGUUUUUUUGCUAUAUUCAUAUGUUUAAAAGUAUAAUUAUAUGUUAGAAUGCGAAAAUUCCAUUUGAUCUUCUUCCAAAAACACCAAUAGAUGAACGUAUUUAUGAACAAAAUACAUGUUUAGCAUGUCAACAUGUAUUUCAUAUGAAAUCACGAUGGCUUGAAUUAUUCCGUAUGGUGAACAAGAGAAGCAAUCUUGUCGAAAGACGUCUCUAUGAAUAUACAUUGCAUGCUGUUUGUUCUCCAUUACAUGUCAUUGAGCCUGGAGCAACAAGUGAUCAACUUGCUGCACACGUUGCUGAACUUUUUAAUGUUGAUCCUGAAGAACAUGGACAAAAAUAUAUGCGAGCUCUUAAGCUGGAAGUAAAACUAUUUUUUGCUUUUUUUUUUGUUUUUCAAAACCAAA
Molecule: messenger RNA, 902 nt
Organism: Rotaria sp. Silwood2
Lineage: Eukaryota; Metazoa; Rotifera; Eurotatoria; Philodinida; Philodinidae
Source: the annotation of a GenBank genome assembly